Molecule: messenger RNA, 397 nt
Organism: Osmia lignaria (orchard mason bee)
Lineage: Eukaryota; Metazoa; Arthropoda; Insecta; Hymenoptera; Megachilidae
Product: immediate early response 3-interacting protein 1
Biological process (GO): endoplasmic reticulum to Golgi vesicle-mediated transport
Cellular component (GO): Golgi membrane; COPII-coated ER to Golgi transport vesicle; endoplasmic reticulum membrane
Source: RefSeq, a predicted model, not a curated record
CGCUGCAUUCGACGAUGACGUUUGUAUCAUUCCAUCGAUAACAUGGCGUUUACUUUGUGGAGCCUUUUUGAAGCAACUCUGCUGUGUUUGAACGCGAUUUGCAUCUUAAACGAAGAGAGGUUCCUUUCUGGUGUUGGUUGGGCAUCAUGGCAGAAUGUCCAAGGCUUUGGUGAACCUCCUACAGUAAAAACAAAAGUAUUGCAUUUGGUCACAUCCAUAAGGACUGUGGUUCGAGUUCCAUUGAUAUUCUUAAACAUAGUAACAAUAAUUGUGAAACUGGUGCUUGGGUGAGAAGGGAUAAUUCUUUAAGGUGUAUAUAAAAAGGACAAAUGUGCUGUGAGAAGCUUAAACAUUCAGUGAUGUACAUAAGUGAACCAAUUAAAUUCCUUUAUUUUUA